AACGUCCCUUCAAAUUCAAAUUCAAUUUAUAUUUUAUAAAAAGUAAAACAUGCGGUUUAUAAUAAUUUAGGAAGGUAGCAGCGUCGUAAGAUGCUCUCAUCUCCUUUCUUUGCUUCGUCCCUGCCAUUGCAGGGUUUGAUGGGUUCUUCUUACUACCUGGCUCACCCACUGGAGAUCGAGGAAGAUCCAAUUCAUAGUGAAAUGGCUUAAUUUAUCUUCCCAAUUUCAGAAUCAACAAUGCGAGGAUUGACCAAACUUAUACCCUUAACGCACCCAAGUCUUCACCUUUCGCAUCCGACUCUCGAAUCCUUCAUCUGGAACACCCUCAUUCGAGCUCACGUCCAAGGCAAGACUCGAUCCACAAGCCCCAUCGAUGCCCCAAUCACCAUAUUUCACCGCAUGCGCUUCCAUGGCGUCGACCCUGAUUUCCACACUUUCCCUUUCCUUCUCCAAUCCUUCUGUUCUCCACCUCACCUUCCCUCUGGACAAAACAUUCAUGCUCAAAUUCUUUGCUUUGGCCUCGAUUGUGACCCAUUCGUCCAAACAUCUCUCAUCACCAUGUACUCUGCUUGUGGCAAUUUGGGUUUUGCCCAACAUGUGUUUGACGAGAUUGUCCAACCCGAUUUACCCUCCUGGAAUUCGAUUAUCAAUGCGAAUGUGAAAAUGGGUUUGGUCGAAAUUGCGCGGAAGUUGUUUGAUGAAAUGCCUGAACGAAAUGUAAUCUCUUGGAGUUGUAUGAUAGAUGGGUACGUGAGGUGUGGUGAAUGUACAGAAGCGCUUGUGUUGUUUAGGGAGAUGCAGGAGUUGGAAACCAGGGAUGUUAGGCCCAAUGAAUUCACCAUGUCGGUUGUGCUUUCGGCUUGUGGACAGUUAGGUGCACUUGAGCAUGGGAAAUGGGUCCAUGCUUAUAUUGACAAAUGUGGGAUGGAAGUUGAUGUUGUUUUAGGGACUUCUUUAAUAGACAUGUAUGCCAAAUGUGGGAGCAUUGAAAGAGCAAGAUGGGUGUUCAAUAGUUUAGGUCCUAACAAGAAUGUAAUGGCUUGGAGUGCAAUGAUCUCUGGUUUGGCUAUGCAUGGGCAGAGUCAAGAAUGUCUUGAUUUAUUUUCAAAGAUGACAAAGCAUGGGGUGAGACCUAAUGCUGUUACAUUUUUGGGUGUUCUCUGUGCUUGUGUACAUGCGGGUUUAGUGAGUGAAGGGGAAUCGUAUUUUAGGAGGAUGAGUGUAGAAUUUGGCAUUAUGCCUUUGAUUCAACACUAUGGUUGCAUGGUUGACCUUUAUGGAAGAGCUGGCCUAAUAGAGGAGGCAUGGAAUACUAUAAAAUCUAUGCCAAUGGAACCUGAUGUUCUUGUAUGGGGAGCUAUUUUGAGUGGAUCUAGAAUGCACGGGGACAUUGGAACAUGUGAAGUUGCAAUCAAGAAAUUAAUUGAGUUGGAACCCACGAAUAGCGGAGCUUAUGUGCUUUUGUCGAACAUUUAUGCAAAGACUGGUAGGUGGAAGGAUGUAAGGCACGUUAGGGAUAUAAUGGAGGCAAAGGGGAUUAGGAAAGUUCCUGGUUGUAGCAUGGUUGAGGUGGGGGGUGUCAUUCAUGAGUUUUUGGUGGGAGACGAGUCUCGUCCAGAGACGAGAGAAAUAUAUAUGAUGCUUGAAGAGAUUAUGAAGAGGUUGAAGAUGGAGGGUUAUGUGGGAAACACAAAGGAGGUAUUACUUGACUUGGAUGAGGAAGAAAAGGAGCUAGCACUCUCACUUCAUAGUGAAAAAUUGGCUGUUGCUUUUGCCAUUUUAAAGACAAGUGCCGGUUCACCUAUAUAUAUAGUGAAAAACCUUAGGAUAUGUGAUGAUUGUCAUGUUGCUAUAAAGAUGAUUUCUAGGAAUUUUGGCCGGGUUAUUGUUGUUAGAGAUUGCAAUAGGUUUCACCAUUUUGUUGAUGGCAUAUGCUCUUGUAAAGAUUACUGGUGAGUGAGAAAAUUGCCAAAUUUUUGAUUAGGUCAUCUCUACACAACCAGGCAUGAUGGAAUAUAAGCUGCAAUCUUAAUGGAGCGAGUUAAGGAAACUGCUCUCAAAUUUGCACGUUUGGCUUCAGAUGCAAAUCUGAUGCAUAUAACCCAUAUUAUUGAGGUGAACAUUGAUGUCUAACCUUGAAGCAUCUCAUUCUGCAUGAAGGGUGUUUAUUAGCAAUAACAUAUGCUCUUAUUUUGGGUACCAUUGAGACAAACUUACUGUUGAAGUG
Molecule: messenger RNA, 2227 nt
Organism: Camellia sinensis
Lineage: Eukaryota; Viridiplantae; Streptophyta; Magnoliopsida; Ericales; Theaceae
Product: Pentatricopeptide repeat (PPR) superfamily protein
Biological process (GO): RNA modification
Molecular function (GO): zinc ion binding; RNA binding; protein binding
Source: RefSeq, a predicted model, not a curated record